This is a messenger RNA of Alternaria postmessia, 798 nucleotides long. RefSeq lists its product as uncharacterized. The record is from RefSeq and is a predicted model, not a curated record. The transcript is spliced from 3 exons. Bases 1 to 798 code for a protein of 265 amino acids. Lineage: Eukaryota; Fungi; Ascomycota; Dothideomycetes; Pleosporales; Pleosporaceae.
AUGAGAAUCUCAAGAAUCCUCGACUUGCCUCUCUUCAGUAGCCGCUUCAAGUUACAAAUUCACAUUGCUCAAGUCGUACUCGUCACUGCCGCUGUCGGCCUUACGGUUCCUCGUCUCUUUGUAAAAAAUAUUCCGCGUUCAAGAUCAAGCACAAUUGCAUUGGGAAUGGGUGCUAAAUCCCUCAUCCUGCUCGCCUACCUCAUACUCUCGGAACACGUUCCCCGCUUCCAGCGUUGGCACAGCUACAAGGCGCACGCGAUUAUCGCUUGUCUCGAGGUGGUUUUCUGGAGUGGAGUUGCUGGCUUAACGUUCCAGGCCAACAUGAAGUCUUGCGUAGGGGUAACAUGUGGCCUAAGCUGGGUAGUAAUGGUCCUCGCCGUCAUUAUCAUCAACACAGAAAUUGUUUGCUCCGGUAUCAGCAUCAGAGAGUUCAGGGAGUGGAAAAAAGCUGGCAAGCCAAAGUCAAUGGGACCUCACUACGCCCCUCGUUCCCCAUUCGACGACGAGGAAUCACUCCGAACCGGAGUCGCACAACCGAAGGAGGCGCCUGUCCAAGCUGCCGAACGAGCAUACUUCCACUCCGAGCAACGAAAUGUGCAACCUGGCCAAACUCGACCCCACGGGGAAUCUCUUUGGAAUGAUCAGAACGCACGGCGAUCUUCCCGACAGGGACGCCAUCAUUCCUCGCGCCGCUCUGAGGAUCGUACACGUGGCCGAGAAGAGCGUCACAUGCAUGAGAUGGAACAACCACCGCGAUAUCCAGAACAGCAACAAUACUCCCCAAGAGGAUCGCGCUGA